UGAUUCCAGAGGUUUAGAAAGAAGUCCAUCAUGGCGGAAAAACAUGGCAGCAAGUAACAGGCAUGGUAGCAGGAGCAGAGAGCCUCAGAGCCUGUCCCCAGUGACAUAUGUCCUCCAGCAAAGGCCUGGAAGAAACGCUGGUUUAUCCUGCGGAGCGGCCGGAUGAGUGGCGACCCAGAUGUUCUGGAAUACUACAAGAAUGAACACUCCAAGAAACCCCUGCGGAUCAUCAACCUGAACUUCUGUGAGCAGGUGGAUGCAGGCCUGACCUUCAACAAGAAAGAGCUUCAAGAUAGUUUUGUGUUUGAUAUCAAGACCAGUGAGCGCACUUUUUACCUGGUGGCUGAGACAGAAGCCGACAUGAAUAAGUGGGUCCAGAGCAUCUGCCAGAUCUGCGGCUUCAAUCAGGCUGAGGAGAGCACAGACUCUCUGAGAAACCUUUCUUCGGUCAGUCAUGGUCCCCGCUCUUCUCCAGCUGAGUUCAGCAGCUCCAGUCAGCACCUGCUCCGAGAAAGGAAGUCCUCAGCCCCUUCACACUCUAGCCAGCCCACGUUAUUCACAUUUGAGCCCCCUGUGUCAAGCCACAUCCAGCCUGCCUUGUCUACCAGUGCACCUCAGGAGUAUCUCUACUUGCACCAGUGCAUAAGCCGAAGGACAGAAAAUGCAAGGAGUGCCAGCUUCUCUCAGGGCACCCGGCAGAAGAGUGAUACAGCCGUGCAAAAACUUGCCCAGGGCAAUGGACACUGUAUCAACGGAGUCAGCGGUCAAGUCCAUGGCUUCUAUAGCCUUCCCAAGCCAAGCCGACACAAUACAGAAUUCAAAGACAGUACUUAUGACCUCCCCCGUAGCCUGGCUUCACACAGCCACACCAAGGGCAGCCUCACAGGGUCUGAGACAGAUAAUGAGGAAGUGUACACCUUCAAGACACCCAGCAAUACCCUGUGUCGGGAGUUUGGAGACCUCCUAGUGGACAAUAUGGAUGUUCCAACCACCCCUCUCUCAGCCUACCAGAUUCCUAGAACAUUCACACUGGACAAGAACCACAAUGCCAUGACAGUGGCCACUCCCGGAGACUCAGCCAUAGCUCCCCCACCCCGGCCCCCCAAGCCAAGUCAGGCAGAAACACCUCGGUGGGGCAGCCCUCAGCAAAGACCUCCAGUUAGUGAAAAUAGCAGAUCUGUAGCUACUACUAUCCCCAGGCGCAACACCCUCCCUGCAAUGGACAACAGCCGACUCCACCGAGCUUCUUCCUGUGAGACCUACGAGUACCCAACACGAGGUGGAGAGAGCGCCAGCUGGUCUGCUGAAUCUCCAGGGAAGACUAUCGUGGGUCGAUCAGACAGUGCCAGCUCUGAUGACAACUACGUGCCCAUGAACCCAGGAUCUUCUACCCUGCUGGCUAUGGAACGAGCAGGGGACAAUUCCCAAAGUGUCUACAUCCCCAUGAGCCCAGGGCCCCAUCACUUUGACCCACUAGGCUACCCAUCCACAGCCCUUCCUAUUCAUAGAGGCCCCAGCCGAGGAAGUGAGAUCCAGCCACCCCCAGUCAAUCGCAAUCUCAAGCCUGACCGCAAAGCAAAGCCAACACCUCUUGACCUGAGAAACAAUGCUGUCAUCGAUGAGCUCCCUUUCAAGUCACCUGUCACCAAGUCUUGGUCCAGGGUCAA
Cricetulus griseus (Chinese hamster) is the source of this 1667-nucleotide messenger RNA. The record is from RefSeq and is a predicted model, not a curated record. NCBI's taxonomy places the organism in Eukaryota, Metazoa, Chordata, Mammalia, Rodentia, Cricetidae.